Messenger RNA from Oncorhynchus masou masou (cherry salmon), 6390 nucleotides. RefSeq names its product nuclear envelope pore membrane protein POM 121-like. The transcript has 13 exons. The record is from RefSeq and is a predicted model, not a curated record. The coding region runs from base 51 to 4097 and encodes 1348 amino acids. Gene Ontology annotation, biological process: protein import into nucleus; RNA export from nucleus. Lineage: Eukaryota; Metazoa; Chordata; Actinopteri; Salmoniformes; Salmonidae. Gene Ontology annotation, molecular function: structural constituent of nuclear pore. Gene Ontology annotation, cellular component: nuclear pore.
ACGCGCGGCAUCAUGGGAUAUCAAAGUCCUCCCGGCGGCGCGGUGCCGCCAUGUCUUCAAGAGAGAAGCGGUUAAUAGCGCUUAUCUCUCUCGUGGUCUGUGCUACCGCAAUAUUCUGUCUAGUUCUGUAUUAUAUUCCAACAUUGGUUUACAUAGCUUUCAUUAUUGGAGUUUGUUGCGUUGCAUGUUAUUAUCACAGCGGAGAAUCUCUUUACGUUAGGUUAGGCCCUCAUCCACGCCGUGGUCUGACAAUUCCACCCGUGCUGCGACGCUGGUUGCCAGGGAUUGCAAACGGAGUACCCACAGCGGGAAGAGUUAGAAGUCGCACCGUCAAUGAUGAUGUUAGGGAAUCAGUAGUAUUUACUGGCCAACGACGUUUCGAUAGCGCUAUUUGUCGGAAAGACGCGACACACAGUGACUCAUUUAUUCUCAGUCCUCGGGAUAUACUCAUGGGAAGUUACAUUGGGAAGGCAAAAAGUCCUGCCUCAGUUGUGGGGAGGCCCCGAGCGGGUGCAAGUUCGGGUGCUAACACCAUCGCACGAGAACAGUUAACUUUACGCGAAAGAUUGGCGCGACCCAACCAGGCUGUCAUUACUCCAAACAGACGACUGUCAUUCGGGGGCGAGCCCCUUGGCACUAUGGGCAGGUUCACCAUCACUCCCCAGCGCCACUACCCCCUCCAGCAGACGGGCACCUCCUCUGUGGGCAUCCUGCCCCCGACCCAGUGGGAUGGCUUCAGAAAGAAGAAUAUUCUCACCCCUCGCAACUCUCCGGCAGUCCACAGUCCAGUCACAGUGAAGAUCGCUAGGCCAGAUCACAACACCACUCAAUCCCAGUUAUUUGAUCAUUUGAACUCCCCGGGAGUCCUUGGCUCUCCAGGCCUGGGGGCCCCUGCAGACCCCUGCUCCAGGGAGACUGUUCUGAGCGUGCUCAAAGAGAGUCGCAAAAGAGUGGUGGAAGAUGACAGGAGCUUCACUGCAGGGCAAAAGAGCAAAAGGAGGCGUCAUGACAGCAGUGGGAGUGCUCACUUGGCAUUUGAGCCACUACUGCCCAAUGGAGCUCCAUCACAGCUGGUGCUGAAUUCUCUGAAGCGAGGGCUGAAUGCUAUGGUGGAGGAGUCAACAAUGAAGAGGUCACGCACCUCCUCCAUCAGCUCUGUGAGCUGUGGCCUGACCCCCAGCGGCACCCUGGGCUCGGUCCGCAACUCCAUCCGUAGCUCCCUCAGCUCCUCACAAGGCAUUACUCAGUGGAAAAAAGCCUCCACCCGCAGUCUCUCCCCACUCUCCAGCCCUGGGUCGUCCCGGUCCCAGACCCCAGAGAGAGCCUCUAAAAAGCCCAGGGAAGAGGACGCUCGCUCACCCAGCUCCGUGUCCUUGGCGAGGUCUGACAAGACGUUGACAGACCCAGCACCAACCACUGGGAAGCUGUCUCCAGCUCCUGAAGUCCCUGUGGCUUCAGCCUCGUCAGACUCUGCCGGUAGUGGGAAACGGAAACGUAAGAUUCCGCUGGUGUCCAGCCGUAGAGGAGACCAAAUCUCUUUGCCUCCACCUCCUGAGUUGGGCUACACCAUCACGGUGAAAGACCUGGAUCAGGAGAAGAAAGCCGCUCUCAGCCAGAUCAACACAGUCCUCAAAGAGCCUGAGCCAGAGAAGCCUGCUCCGGUAGUGACCACAUCUUCUAAGCCUCCCAUGUCAGACAACCCCACACCCACCCUGCUGGCCAGCCAUCUUACCGUAUCAAUGCCUGCUCGUGUGGCGGCUCCUAUCCCUGUCAUCAACCUAGACCCCGUCCCCUCAAACAACAUCAACACGGCCCCAACCUCCACCGCUUUUCCUGUCACCAACACCCCUGCAGCCAACCCCCUCCUGGAGUCUCUGAAAAUGAUGAGGAACAACCCCCUGACCAGUGCUGCUGACAAUCCUACAGCAGUGACGACCCCUGCACCACUGGUGCCUGCAGAGCAGAAGUCGAAGACCAGCUUGACUGCUCCUCAGGCCACCCUACCCUCCCUCUCCCAGCCUGCACCGCCCUCCCUCUCCCAGCCUGCACCGCCCUCCCUCUCCCAGCCUGCACCGCCCUCCCUCUCCCAGCCUGCACCGCCCUCCCUCUCCCAGCCUGCACCGCCCUCCCUCUCCCAGCCUGCACCGCCCUCCCUCUCCCAGCCUGCACUGCCCUCCCUCUCCCAGCCUGCACCGCCCUCCCUCUCCCAGCCUGCACUGCCCUCCCUCUCCCAGCCUGCACCGCCCUCCCUCUCCCAGCCUGCACCGCCCUCCCUCUCCCAGCCUGCACCGCCCUCCCUCUCCCAGCCUGCACCGCCCUCCCUCUCCCAGCCUGCACCGCCCUCCCUCUCCCAGCCUGCACCGCCCUCCCUCUCCCAGCCUGCACCGCCCUCCCGCUCCCAGCCUGCACCGCCCUCCCUCUCCCAGCCUGCACCGCCCUCCCUCUCCCAGCCUGCACCGCCCUCCCUCUCCCAGCCUGCACCGCCCUCCCUCUCCCAGCCUGCACCGCCCUCCCUCUCCCAGCCUGCACCGCCCUCCCUCUCCCAGCCUGCACCGCCCUCCCUCUCCCAGCCUGCACCGCCCUCCCUCUCCCAGCCUGCACCGCCCUCCCUCUCCCAGCCUGCACCGCCCUCCCGCUCCCAGCCUGCCAGCACCAUGCCCUCUGCCUUCACCCAGGCGCUGAGCCAAGUCACCAAGGCCCCCAGCAGUGUCCCCAUCCUGGGUGGAGCGAGCCUGUUUGGAAUGGCCAAUCCACUGACUGCCCCGUCCUCAUCACUGGGCCCCACCACAACCACCACCACAGAAACAACCAGUAGUAAUAAUCCCCUCCUGGCCUCUGUGUUCAAGCCCAUCUUCGGGGCCACGGCCUUAGCCCCAGAGGGAACACCUGCUCUUCCCACCUUUAAACCCAUAUUUGGAAGUGCCACAGCCACCAGUGCUUUCGGACAGCCAGCCUCCACCUCAGCCCCCUCCAAUGCCAGUACGUCUGCCAUAGUGUUCAGCAGGCUAACCAACAGCAGUACAGUGGCCCCAGCCGCCUCCCUGUUCACUGGGCUGUCUAAUAGCACCAACCCAGCCACCCCGCCAUCUGUCAAGUCUCUGUUUGGAAACUGGAGUGCACUACCUGCAACAACUGCUGCCACAACCACUGCCACAGGAAGUACCUUCCAGUUCGGCACCGCCUCCACCACAGCUUCUGGGCCCACUCUCAGCUCCACUGCAGCCGCCACCACUAGCAACAGCGGCUUUUCGUUUGGUGCGAUGACUACCACCUCUGCCACCACUCAACCCACCCCCUCAGCUACCACCCAGGGGGGAUUCACCUUUGGCCAGCCUGUAGCCACCCAGAGCUCUACCACUGCAUCCUUCGGUGGCUUUGGCAUGGCCACUGCAGCCACUGCUACUGCUCCUACACCUGCAAACCAGUCCACUUUCACAUUUGGGAAGUCGUCGUUCGAAGCUCCGGCGGCAUCGGUGUUCCCCGGUGCGAUUCAGGCCCCGGCUGCUACUGCGGCAGCUAAUCCUUUCACAUUUGGGUCACCUGCCACUGGGGCCACCCCUGCCCCCUUUGCUUUUGGUGCUGCUGCCACUACGGCGACCUCUACCUUUGGGACCACCACUAAGCUGGCAUUUGGAGCCAACUCCACAGGUUUUGCAUUUGGCAACACCACGGGCACCCCAGCAGCCCCUGCCUUUGGCUCUGCCACCCAGACUGUCGGCAUACUCCCAGCCUCCGCCCCAACUUUCUCGUUUGGUGGUGUGUCCACACAGCAGGCCCCUGCUACCCCUGCCCAGCCUGCCACCGGAGGAUUCAACUUCGGCGCAGCCAUUUCAGGCACUCAGUUUGGAACCUCUAACCCCACAACACAGACACCAGGCUUCAACUUUGGGACAUCUACCCCUGCUUUUGGCCAGAGCACAGCUGCAGGUCCUGUCCCUUUUGGAAGCCCAGGAACUCCAGUCCAAGGAUUCAGUGCUAUGGGAUCCUCAUCAUUCGGCUCUCCAUCAGCUCCUUCGUUCUCCAUUGGUGCUGGUUCCAAAACAUCAGGGGCGCGCCAGAGGCUACAGGCCCGAAGGCAGCACCCCAGGAAGAAGUAGCCUAGCCAGGUGUGGUAGCAUCUGGCAUAGCCUGGAAGCCCUUACCCAUUCAGCACUGCCAUGACAUCCUCCAGAGGAGCUGAACUGAUACUUCUAUGGCUAACACAUUGUAACCCCAGUCAGACCCAACAGCCCUCCCUAGCUUUCUGUUCCCCUGGCUGGGCUGGCCCCCUUUGUGGUACAGGGUUAGCAGAGGAGCACACACUCCAACUAGGAUGUCUACCGCUCUACUGAUUGUGUAGCCACUCUCACAGUGAGGAAAAGAAAGGGGGAUAUGGAGGCAAAACGAUAGUGUGUUAUACUUGAAAGAGAAAAGACUAUUGAAAUCCUUUAGACUUUUGAGGGAAGCAUAUCCAAUUAAAAAAACCUCUGUCCCAGCUUUUGGAUUUCCCCUACUACGCCCGUUUCAUGACAUGUUUUUGACAGUCGAAUCGAGACGCGUGCUUACACUUGUUUUUGUAUGAAAUUCUAAGCAGGGCUGUGUUAACGGCUAUACAAGGGCUGAACGUGUUUUUCUGACAUAUGCCCACGGUCAAAAUGAGGCUCACGUAUAGUAUCAUUUGUGGAUUUAUCCAGCUAUACAUGGUAACCAUACUAUAUAGGAGAUGUUGACCGUUUUGAGAUGAAUUGUUUAUUUUAAAUUUUGAAGACCUUUUUAAUUUGGGUUAAUGAAGACUGGUAUGUGGCAUCUCUGCACUAGUUAGGCCUUAGCUGUUUGAAUGAGUGCUUUGUGUAUUGGUCCCAGAUAUGUCCUUUUAUUGUACAGUAUCACAGACACUGGGAAGCAUUCCUGCAAUGUAAUUUUUAUACUUGUUUGAUCCUAAAUGACAGAAUAAGGUAAACAAUAAAAUCCUUUAUCAGAAUGCCAUCAUGGGAUCAGUUAAACAUAAUGUGGAGUUUCAGGGUAGUAGUCAUUAAUGGGUCAAUAUUAUGUUGGUGUAAAUAGGUUACCCUGGACUUGUGCUGAAAACCAAAGCCAAUACUUAAGGUUUGACCUACAAAAUGAUCUCUUCUACCGCUUAGUCUAGGACAAAAAGGACCCAUGAAAGGUAUCUCAUUUUCCCCACUACUCCUGGUCUCACCAUAGUGGGGGCAUUCAAAACAGAUCUGGGGACUGGUUGAGAAUCUUAGGAAAUCCUUUUUUUCUUGAAGUAACUUCUCCUGGGGAUUGUAAUACAUUGGCUGGGUAAAAGCAAGCUACUGUACUUUCCACCUAUCCUAACCUAUGUAUUACUACAAGAAAGUAAGGAUGCAUUUUAAAUGUGGUUAUUAAGAGCAGGUGUGCUAUGGGAGGGAGGGGUGUCGUGGUCCUGGAGAGCCAUAGGGAAUGGAGUCUUCCCCAGCACUGAACACAGAUUCAACUAGUCAGUCUUGAUUGAUGAAAACCCUGCUUGAUCACAAACAUCUGGGCAUUGUACCACAAGACCCCAUGCAUCUGUAUACUAUCAAAACCAAGAUGAGUGCAUUUAUAAGAGAAUUGAAUUUGGAGUGUACAUGCUCCCCUCUUAAGCAUUGCAGAUAGACAUACUUUACGUGCGCCUUCAGCAGUCAAACCGCUUUCCCCUCCCCUGUAUGAUUCCCAUCAAGUCUUUUCUGGUGUUUUUAGCUUGUUACUAUUUUUGCCUCGGUGAGUCUGGCUUGGAGGAAGUAAUGUGAUGAAUGGCGGCAUAUUGCUAGUGCCGGACGUGGUUUAGCCCACACGCUCAAUGGGUGAUGUUGAGUUUUGUUGGGACUUUUUAACAAUUUAUUGAUGAAUGUGUUUGAGUGUGACAAUACAACUGGAUUAACAAAUGUGCACAGCAGGAGAGGUGUUCUUUUCUUUAAUGCUGGAUCAAAACUCAGGACUAAAGGAACUGGAGGGUAAUUGUCUUUCAAGUCAAACCUAACCUCUUUGUAAGUCGCUCUGGAUAAGAGCGUCUGCUAAAUGACUUAAAUGUAAAUGUUGUGCGCUAAACAUGACUAACCAUGUAGGUUAAAAUUACCUCGGGUGUUGAAUCGGUUCUUAAUUGGGCCGCCCCUCUUGAGACAGAACUAGGAUUUUGAAUACUAAUUUUUAAUCGGAACCUCUCCUGGUCGAGCCAAUUAGGCUAGAGGUGUGUGAAUGUGUGUGGGGGUCAUGAUUUGGCUAAAUAGUGUCAAUGUACACAACCUUUAUUUUUGUAUUAAGGCAGGUUGCCUUUUAGAAUUCCUUCAAGCUUGGCUCACUGAGACAAUUGGUCUAGUUUAUAGAAUUUUUCUAGUUAAGGUUUCCUCAACCGUAAUGAAAUUGUGGAAUAAAAAGCGUCUAAAAGUU